AACCUGUUCUUAGGUUUGGUUGCCAUUUCCCUGGCACCACUCCUCUUUCUUUCUCUAUCUCUCUUACACAGAGGCAGAGAGAGAGAAAGGGCGAUUUAGAGACAGGUGAGUGAGAAGAACUUUUUUGCUUAUUAGGUUCCACAAACACAUUCUGGCACAUUAGCAGCAACGGGGGCUGGAAGAUGAGGAACCUGCUGACUACUCAGAACCAAAACUGCUACCGGGAGCUGAUUGAGAAGGAGGCCUACACUCGCAUGGCAUGGAAAAUGAAAUACGGCGAUGAUUACCCCAUGAGCUUCCCCUCCAGAAGGCCAAAAGUACCACAGGCCCCCAAGCUCUCUACCCCGAAGACAGUCCUGCCCCCUGUUGUGAAGCCCCCAGAGAGGAAGAAGGAGGUAUCGGCGGAACCAGUGGAGCGGACCCUCAGCGCCGCGCCGCUGAUGAGACCCGUCUCGCCCCAGACCAAGGAGACGCUGUACCAGGGCUUCUCCAAAGAAGGGAAGGGCCGUCACCUGUACCUGCGGAGGCGUGUGCAGAAAGGCCCAGAGGACAAGUUCGACUUCCCUCUGUUGUCCUCCUGGGAGUAUGGCUGGAGACUAGGUGACUAUGACAGAGACUACAGGUCCCCUGCCAACGGAAGGUCCGGAAUUGUAAGGAACACGUUUUAUGCCAGGAAUGGAAUCUUUCAUUUUCCCUCUCCAACUGAUCAACUGGGGUAGCAAGCAGUUCGCAGAUCUCCUCCUUCUCAACAUUAUAUUGAAGAAUCACUUUAUGCAAGCUGUUUAGAUAUCUAUUCCACGCUAAAAGCAAUGUUGUGAGACUUGCAUGCAUCAGAUUUGUGAAUGGUAUCACAAACAAAACGUCUUGUGGUUUUUCUUCCUUUUAACAACUUAUGAAGUAAUAGCCUACAUGUACUACGUCACCAAAUAACCUUUAAAUUUAAACAUUGUAAUUGUUAUUUUUACCAAAUGAUGUUAUAAAUGUAAUUUUAUUUAGAUACAAUUACUUGCAUGGCGUUAAAGAAGGAAUACAGUGGGUUUUAAAAAAUGUUCAAAAGCAAGCUCAGCGAAAGGACAUUUGGUAAAACAAAUGGUUUCCUAGCGACGGUGAAAUCCACACCUUGAAUCCGCAGUUCAUUAACGAGCAGAGAGUCACCCUAAAUGCUCCCGUUUUCGCUGCCCUGCGUUCCCGUUUUUAGUGCAGUAGAUUCACACCUCAACCCGAGAGGGUUACUCGUCUAAUAUCCCGGCAAGCCUUCAGUGGCUGAGUGGCGAUCUUUCACCCACCUAAUUAGCUCUAAUUCUGGGCGAUUAUUCAAGGCAGUUUAACCGAAGCCCUAAUGAGAUGCAUUCAUUGGGAAAGACAGGUUUUGAAGCGCUUGCUAUGGCACUGUGGCUUCCAGGCAGACGUGGGUUGCCCGGACAACCGCAGGUAUUCCUCAGUAUCUCCAUCCGUUCUUUCCCCGCUGCGGACGAAGAGUGAAAGCCACUGGGAAAUGAUCGCUCACUGCCAGGGCCUGAAACAGAGACAAAGGAGACGCGAUUCCAAGAUUUGUUUUAUCGGGGCAGUAUAUGUGAGCAUAUAUAUAUAUAUAUAUAUGUGUGUGUGUGUGUGUGUCUGUACAAUAUAAAAGUGGAAACGUUUACCUGA
Messenger RNA from Anguilla rostrata (American eel), 1650 nucleotides. Its product is annotated as protein SPMIP1. The transcript is spliced from 2 exons. Lineage: Eukaryota; Metazoa; Chordata; Actinopteri; Anguilliformes; Anguillidae. The record is from RefSeq and is a predicted model, not a curated record. The coding region runs from base 183 to 719 and encodes 178 amino acids.